Messenger RNA from Penicillium canariense, 687 nucleotides. Its product is annotated as IBR finger domain-containing protein. The record is from RefSeq and is a predicted model, not a curated record. The transcript has 2 exons. NCBI's taxonomy places the organism in Eukaryota, Fungi, Ascomycota, Eurotiomycetes, Eurotiales, Aspergillaceae. The coding region runs from base 1 to 687 and encodes 228 amino acids.
AUGAUGGACUGCGUCUUUGAGCCGGGGUUUGAUCAGGCUACAGCCGAUUUGAUCAUUCAACUACAGCUUCAAGAUGUCGGCCUUUAUGCUGAAUACUCGAAAGGGAAGUCCCGACAACCCACAGAUGAAGAGCUGGCGUUUCAAUUACAUAACGACGACUUGGAAAGCGUGUCCCAAUUGCUCUCCGAUAGACGGAUGGCCAUGAGUUUUGCAGCAGCGGUUCAAACCGAUGCGCAGAUUCUGGCUGCCAGCCAGGUGGAAGAAGAUAAUAUAGCUAACGACCGGGAUAUUGCUCGUCACUGGACAGAAAACGCUGGAUGCCCUAUUGCUGCAAAAGAUUUGCCGUCGAACUCUGAAUCAACGGCCCUAGAUGAUGAGACUUUGGCUAAGCUCCAGAUCUUAUAUGUGUCUGGUAUGGAAGGUUACCAGGAUAUUGACAGCGUGGACGAAAGGGAGACAGAAACAGAGCAAGCCGAAUCAUCUGCGUGGGCUGCCCACCGAAUCCGUCAGACACCAUCACGAAUGCAUCGCUGCAUAGCUUGUGCAGAAGACACGGAGUUUGUCAAUGUGGUCGUGAUAGCUGUCGCUGCGGUGCUCAAUUCUGCUACAACUGUGGAUUACGGUGGAAAAGCUGUUCAUGUGAACAGUGGAAUGAGCAUCGUCUCCUUGCGCGUGCAUAUCAAAUAA